Planococcus citri (citrus mealybug) is the source of this 4435-nucleotide messenger RNA. RefSeq names its product protein scabrous-like. The transcript is spliced from 8 exons. Bases 567 to 2702 code for a protein of 711 amino acids. The record is from RefSeq and is a predicted model, not a curated record. Lineage: Eukaryota; Metazoa; Arthropoda; Insecta; Hemiptera; Pseudococcidae.
CGGAGGGCGGUGGUUCCUAGUUAUGUUAUUACGGAAGAAAACCGUUGAUGAUAAUGCAUACCUUUACCAACUACCUAGGUACAGUAGGAGCGAAUAAGACUCGUAUCUCGGACUACUUAGGACUAGGGGUGGUAGUCGGUAGCCGAACGCAAAAGCAGCUGUUAUGAUACGCGAUUACGAGCAUAGAACAUGCAUACUGGAUACAGGAUACUGGAUUAUAGUAUAGCGGACUCGUAUUCGGAUUUCGACUUGGAUUCAGAUACACAUGUUUCAGUCUCGCCAUCAGUACGUUGUUGUAGAUGCUCAUAGGCAUGACAUGGUGAAGUGAAGUGAAGUGCAGUGCAGUGUAUUAUAUAGUGCUGCGUUUACGAUUAAUUACUUUACGUAGGUAUCACACCGUCGUGCAAUCGUAAAACGACGAUAUUACGACCGAAUCGGCAAUUAAUACUUGUGCGCUAAUUCGCGUAUACGUUUCGAUUUCGUAUAAUUAUGAGUGUUUGUGUACGCUGAACGUAUAGCUAUACACAUAUCGGAUUAAUUAUUGUACUCGUCAAUCAACCGCUGCGAUGAUGAUCGCGAUUCGGCGUGCAUUUUUUUUAUCGUGUUGCCUUUUAUGGCUGGCGGUGGCGGCGGAGGCGACGAGUGAAACGAACGAAUUGCAGCAACUCAAAUCGCAAAUAGACGCGUUGAUCGUUCAAAGGCAAGAUGAUUUCAGUAAAUUGGAAGCUGUGGCGCGUAAUUUGCAAAAUAAGGACGCUGAAAUCGACCAAUUACGAAACGAGAUCAGAGACAUAAAAAUGGAGUUAGAUUCGGUGAAAGCAAAAGCUCCAUCGGAAGCCUGUUCAGAAGAAAACGUCGGAGGGACGGCAGCGACCGGGACCUCCAGCUCAAGCGGAUGCGGCAAUCAAAAGAAAAACGAGCGACUCACCUUCGAGUGGCUAUCGAAUUCGAUUUCCGAAAUUCGCGUCGAAAUGGCCGAAUUAGCGAAAUCAUUCAAUUCAACGGUCGCUUUGCAGCAACGCCAGACCAUCUCGACCGAUAUUUCGAUACUACAAAACGACGUGGUCAGCCUGAGGCACGACGUAGAGCAUUUGAAAACGGACGCCACCAAAUACGACGCUAAAUUGGCGACUUUAGCGCAAGACGUUGAUACUUCCAAGCAGUCAACAUCUAGCGUCGCUGCUAAACUGGUUAACUUGACGCAACAGAUUCGUACAUUUUUGACGUAUGAUUGGUCCGAAGUGGUGAAACCGUUGAAAAAAAGCCAACGUUUGGCCAUCUUCAAGAAAAUGGUCGUGAUGAAUGAAAAUCCGUUAGAAAUGCAAGUUUUCACGACAACGCGACACCGUCGCCGUCGUGAUUACAGUCAUAAAAGAAACGAAGUGCGCCGUCUACGUCGCCGUCGCCGGUACCAAGAAAACGACAACAACAACAGCGACAAAAACCACCCAGACAAUGAAGAUGACUAUGCACCUCGAGAACAAGAUGCUGGUGCCGUAGUACAUCUGGAAAAACGCGUGAAAAAGUUGGAAAAAUCACUACACGAUGCAACGUUCCGUAAUAAAGGGCAAGAAAAACUACAUUCGUCCAUGCUGGAGUUGUUGGAGUCGGUAGAAAACAUCGAAGCGAAAUUUGACAACGUCACACCCGUCUUGAGAAAAGAAAUAUCCAAACUGGAAUUUUCUCUGGCUCAGAUUAUCGCCAACCUUUCGCUGACUCGACAACAUCAGGAAAAUGACAAGACAUUCUUAUCAACGGUGGCUGAGAAUUUGUCCAAAGCGCAAUCCAAACUCCUCGAUUUUGAAUCACACCUCAAUAUUAACGAUAAAAAACUGGAUCAAGCAGUGGCAUCUUUCAAUUCGUGCACUAAUUUUAUGCUGCAGAAUGUGACGAUGGCUCAACAAUCUUCCAGUUACCCGUACGUGUUGGACAAUGUUGCAGCUAAUGGCAGCGUAGGCGUAUCAUCAUCCUCCUUGUCACCGUUGUUCCAGCUGUUCUCAAUAAAAAAUCAAUAUGCCGAUUUCCUUCGACAACUACCGAAAGAUUGCAGUCACGUUAAUGGAGGAUCCGGCUUAUAUAUGAUAUCGGUUGACGAUGGUUCGCCAAUUUUGGUGUACUGCGAGAAACGCACAGUUAAAGCAGAUAGCACCGCAAUUGCCACUGCUCAGACCUCGAGUUCGUCCAAGGCUUACAUCGUAAUUCAACGAAGAACGACUGGCGAAAUAAAUUUCAAUAGAAAUUGGCAAGAAUACGCGCAUGGUUUCGGUAAUUUACGAGGUGAAUUUUGGUUGGGAAACGAGAUAAUUCACAGACUGACCUCAGCUAACGAUACGGGGCUCAGGAUCGAAUUUGAGGAUGCAAAAGGAGAACAAUGGUUCGCCGAGUACGAUACGUUUAGCGUGGCUUCGCGCCACCAAGAUUACAAGUUACACGUGCAAGGAUUCUCCGGUACCGCCACUAACGCUUUUCAACAUCAUGAUGGUAUGUCAUUCAGCACCGCAGAUUCGGAUCACGACACCAGCAAUAACACUAAUUGUGCCGCUGAUUAUGAAAGUGGUUGGUGGUAUUCACGUUGCCAUCGAGCCAACUUAAACGCCAAAUACAAUUUAGGUUUGACUUGGUUCGACUCUCUUAAUAACCAAUGGAUCGCAAUUACUUCCACGAAAAUGAUGCUAAUUAAACGUACAAGUACUAGUACAUAAAUCGACGGUCAACACAGAGACCACUUCAGCGCCAUAAAAUCCAGCUUACUUGGGUAAUUACUACCUAUGUGUAACGGGGUGGUAUACUACAUUUAUAUACCCUGGCUCAAGUAUUACAAAUUCCUCAAGUUCGUGAAACUUCGGUCUGCGGCCAACAGAUAGGUACCAGAAUCAGUGCGUUUCUUUACGUACCAGGGAAUUGGGGGAGGGACAGCCCAUGGGCUCAAAAUGAAGUUUUCAAGAAGUUGUUUGAUUUUAUACUGUUAUAGAGUGCCAUGACAAAAAAAAACACAUUUUUGAGUUUUUGAGGAUGAGCCACCUGGAGAAAAAAUUUGAAAAAACGGAAGAAAACAAAUUUCGUGUGCUUGAAAUAGGUUCGGAAAUAUGGCGGUUUCAAUUUUUUUUUGUUAAUAUCUUACCUCUGGGUGCCAAAAAAUUUUGAAAAAAUUCACAUGACCAGACUCGUGUUAUUUUUAUAUAUUUCGGAUUAAUUCACAAUGUUUUGUUCAAAACUCGUUGAAGUAUGAGGGGUGGGGGAAAAUUAUUCGUAUCCAACAUUUUUUUCAAGAUAUCAAGAUACCGAACAAUGUUUCGUCAAAAUUUCAAACAUUCGAGGACAUGGGGCAUUUUACCCUUUUGGUACUGAAAAUUGUUCUAGUUUCAGUAUUUUUGUCAACCAAUUUGUUUCCAGCAGUUUUGACCCUGAACCUGAAAGAUUCUGAUUAAUGAUUUAGAUCAGGGACCAGAGAUCAGGGAUCGUGUGAUUGUUGCUUAUAUCUACUUACAAUAAUAUACGUAUGUACUUAAUCUUGUAAAAAUAUGAUGUACAUACAUGUACAUAAUAUACUUACUACAGUGGGUUCUACAUAGAAUCAGAAUGGGAUAAAGAAUAAACUAUGCUUUUCAAGUUGAAGCACAUCGUCCAAUUUCUGCUAAAUUUGAUAAAAAUCGCAUGAAAAAGUGUUGAAAACAGAAAACACAGCAUAAGAGAUUUAGAAUCGGUGAAAAUGACGAAAAGUAUAGAACGAAAUUUCUAUAAAAUUUGAUGAAAAUUACUAAAAAAAAAAAAAAAAAAAAAAAAAAAACUGUUACAAACGUGUUAAAAGUACAUAAAGAACAAGAAAAACGUUAAAAUAAUUUUUUAAAAACAUCAAAAAAUUGAGGAAAUUUUAGGGAAAAAAGGAAUAAUUGACUGAUAUGUGUGAUAAAUUUCAGAAAUUUUAAUAUUAUGUAGGCCUAUACUUACAUGCAUAAUUUUACAACUCGAUUCUAUAUUAUGUGGAACCUACUAAACCUAAUUUUAGUUUUCAUCUCCUACUAUUUGUAUUUACCACUAUUGUAUGGCUGUGACUUUGUAUGUACUUAACAUGGCACUGCUUGUGUUCACAUUUAUUUGUUUAAUUGUAAGUUGCAUGGCAAAAAAAUGAAAGACUCGUGUUCAAGUGUGAAUAGAGAGUUUCACAUUUGAAUGCAUAAUUCCUACAUUCUUCACCAAGUAUGCAAAUAUGUGGUACAAUCCCAUACCUACGUUAUCAUUAAGUAUGUACCUAGUUCUGUAAGUUUGAGAUUUCUGGUAGCCUAAGUAGCCUAAGAGAUCAAUUCAUUUCUAAGUAUAGGUAACCAAUACCAUAAGUACUCAAGUUUUUGUUUAGAAUAAUUAUAAUAAGUUAAGCUCGCUGUGUUAUGUAUUUUUAAUAAUAUAAUGAAAGUUUUGAAUAAACGUUUUCCACAGA